CAACUUCUUGGGCGCCAAAGGAAGACCAUGCCACUGCUUCGUGAACGGAUUGCAGACGAGGCAUCGGAGCGAGGAAGCUGAGGACGACGGAUUUGAGAUCGCCCGGAGUCAUGAUCUGGCGGUGAGAAACGAAACGGCGGUUGAAGGAGGCAUCGGAGAUGACGGACCUCCACAGCUGGCAGACGAUUUUGCAGCGGCAGGCGGAUCUAGGGUCCGGGAGGCGAAUCAGAAUCUCUACGAGGAGAUCGGGCCCGAGCUUCCGGAUCAGAGGAUUUGGGUCUGAACCGAUUCGUUCUCGUUUUCGGGAAUCGCCACCAAGGAGUUGUUCGCUCAGCGGUGGAUCCCGAUCCAAGGCGCUGCAUCUCUCGGUUGACAUGGCGCAGAGAGACGGAUUGAAGGCGGAGUUUGGGAUUGCA
Messenger RNA from Linum tenue, 416 nucleotides. Lineage: Eukaryota; Viridiplantae; Streptophyta; Magnoliopsida; Malpighiales; Linaceae. The record is from the annotation of a GenBank genome assembly.